UGAUUUUUCUCUGCUUCCAUAUUUGAAGAACGAGCUAGGAUGCCAAAAUAAUAAUUCCAAACUAAUGAGGAGAUUCAAAGGAAUGUUACUGCCUAUCUCACAACACAAGCAGCAAAGUUCUUCGAAAAGGGUAUAGGAAACCUGGUCCACCAAUGUGAUAAAUACCUGAAUUUUCAUGGGGAUUAUGUCGAGAAAUAACCACGCUUAUACCUAUCAAUUGGAAAGGAAGUUAGGAUACAGGCAGAGACUUCAAGGCAUGUCAAAGUUCAGCCGGUAAGAACCUUCAACUUGUGACUUUGAUCCUCUUGUUGAGUUGUUUGGUGGCGAAAAACCCGCUCCAGAAAGAAGUUCGAGCAAGGCAACCAUGCUGUCGAAAGUGAAGUGCGAUCAGACGAAAAGUCGAAGUGGACUGCGAAGGAAGCUCAAGUUUCUCUCCAAGAUGACCCGCUCGGCACCGGUCUCCCCUUACGAGAGGAUGGGCUGUGAUGAGAAGAUGGUGAAGCCGUACAGUACAGAGGACAUCAGGGAGAAGGAGAACAUCGGUUCUAAGGGAAACAAAGAAGUUAAAGAGAAGAAGACCAAGAAAAGGAGCUGGAAACGCUUUCGCCAGGCAGCUCUGACCACCUGUCGCUACAUUGGACUCGGAGUAGCCCACAUGAGUCCCGCUACAGCUUACGCCGCCCCUGAUUACAGUAUCGAUCCAAAGACGUGGAACAAGUCUUUCAGCUCCUCUUACAAACCAAAGCACGGCGCACCGCCUCCCCCACCGCACUGGACCGCCAACAUGAUGUUCUCGGCAUGGUGAACGCGAAUCAAAACAUGAAAACUGCGAACAACACGCGGUUAUUGAUCUCAAAUGCCAGUUGAACAUGAGCUGUGUCCACUUCAUUAUCUCUGAUAAGAAUUUUGAUGAACACAUUUUUUCACUAGUAUUAAUACUUACCAGAAAUCAUGUUUUUGUUUGUGAUUUUAUCUGCAGAAAUAUCUUCUUUUAUUUUGUUGUGUAUGAAUUUUUGAAACUAGUCUUUUGAGAGCAUGCGUAUGAUUGAAAAUGGAAUAAUCUUCACUUUUUCCUAAGACUUAUUUAACUGCACAUGCUCUUUGUUCUGUUGUAUGAAUUAUGUAGACUUUUUAUCACUUGAUAAUGUGUUGUUUAACCAAUAACGGCUUGAGUUAGUCAUUGUUACUAACGAAGCAUGUUAACAAAUGUAUACAUGUAGCGCGUGAUUUUUUUGGAAAAAUACAUGCGCUAAAUUGGAAACUAUAGAUUAAGUUUCUAAUUUGAAAAAAAAGUAUUUUGUAACCUUUAUGUAUUUGUAUGCCAUUUUUAUUCAUAUAAUUUAAAGAAAUGUUAACAAAAAAGUUAGCAAAAAGAAUGUACGGAUAAUAAUUUUAAAUGAAAUGUUAUCAUUUUCAUGAAAUUUCGAUAACAAAAAUGGUUAUAAUUAUUGAAAAAUUAUUUUUUGAUUAUUUCUAAUCAGUUUAAGGCAAUAUCUUGAAUUAUAUUUUAAGGAACAAAUUUGCUUGCAGGGUUUUUGCGUUCUUCACGUUUUUCAAAAUGAAAAAGAAUAAUAUUUGAAAAUUAGCUUCUUUUUAAUGUUAUAUUUAAAUGUUUUUUUGUGUUUAUCAUGAUUAAUGUUCUUAUUGUUUCUUCUUUUGUGCUCUGUUAAGCACACUUUGUAAAUAUCAUUGUAUAGUGUUUUUAAUAAAAUAUUUUAAAUCUGAA
Molecule: messenger RNA, 1726 nt
Organism: Argiope bruennichi
Lineage: Eukaryota; Metazoa; Arthropoda; Arachnida; Araneae; Araneidae
Exons: 3
Coding region: 365-805 (146 amino acids)
Source: RefSeq, a predicted model, not a curated record